GUUCAAAUCAGCAUGCAAUCACAAUUAGUCAGUUCCUCAUACGGUAAGGGUAACGUCAAGUUCCUUAAGGUCAAGAAAGAUCCUUCCAACCCCCAAAUCCAAGACGUAUUGGAAGCCAAUGUCAAGGUAUUGUUGAGAGGUAACUUUGAUGUAUCAUACACCGAUGCCGAUAACUCCCCCAUUGUUCCCACCGACACCGUCAAAAACACCAUUUUGGUGGAAGCCAAGAAUACCGAUGUGUGGCCCAUCGAACGCUUUGCUGCCCACUUGGCAAAGCACUUUAUCUCCAAGUACGACCAUAUUUCUGGAAUCGAAAUCACCAUUGUUCAGGCCAAGUGGUCCAAGUACGAAGUUAACGGCAAGUUACACGCCCAUUCGUUCAAGCAUGAAGGACCUGAGACCAGAAUCACCGUGUUGGACUAUACCAGAGCUUCCAAGCAGUUGAAAAUCACCUCUUCCAUCAAGGACUUGACGGUUUUAAAGUCCACCGGAUCCAUGUUCUACGGGUACAACGUGUGCGACUACACCACCUUACAGCCCACCAAGGACAGAGUCUUGUCGACCGAUGUCGAUGCUUCAUGGGUUUAUGACAGUAAGUACCUCCGCACAUUGGACGAUGUGUUUUCAUAUGCUGACAAGGGACUAUUCGAUGAUGCCUACAACGGGGCCAGGAAAAUCACUUUGGACAAAUUUGCCUUGGAGAACUCGGCAUCAGUUCAGGCCACCAUGUACAACAUGUCCCACGAGAUUUUGUUGCAGGUCAAGGAGAUUGAAACCGUCACCUACCAAUUGCCAAACAAGCAUUAUAUUUUGUUCAACCUCGAGUGGAAGGGUAUAAAAAACAAUACCGAUUUGUUUUACCCAUCACCAGAUCCAAAUGGGUUGAUCAAGUGUACCGUGGGCAGAAAGGUGUCUGCCAAGUUGUAGGUAUUUAUAUUUAUAGAAUAUAAACGUGAGCAUAGUCUUACACCACG
This is a messenger RNA of Yamadazyma tenuis ATCC 10573, 974 nucleotides long. RefSeq names its product tRNA threonylcarbamoyladenosine dehydratase. Gene Ontology annotation, cellular component: mitochondrial outer membrane. The record is from RefSeq and is a predicted model, not a curated record. Gene Ontology annotation, molecular function: tRNA threonylcarbamoyladenosine dehydratase activity; ubiquitin-like modifier activating enzyme activity; urate oxidase activity. Gene Ontology annotation, biological process: purine nucleobase metabolic process; cyclic threonylcarbamoyladenosine biosynthetic process. Lineage: Eukaryota; Fungi; Ascomycota; Pichiomycetes; Serinales; Debaryomycetaceae.